AUGUACACCACCACUGCCUUGUUAUGUGCAGAGGGAACACUUCACAAAUCUAAGGCUCCAUUCAUUAUUCCAACAGCCAUGGAUUUGUAUACUUUGUACAAUAAUUUACCAGCAGAUGGCAGCCAAGCGUCUUGGAGAAGGGCAGCUACUUCUUAUCCAGCCUUACAGACUAUCCUGAUCCUGGGUUGCCAGGCAGUUUCAAGUUUGGGGGCCAUUGUAGCUUCUGCUCCUCACUCUUCCCACUUCAACCCAGUGGUUUCCACCAUUAUGAUGUUUGGGUAUCCAUUUGUAGCAUCUCUGUGUGCUGUAAGCAGUCUGGCCUCAAAUGCAGUAAGAACUGUUUCCAGAGCAGGCCUCUCCCUACUCAGGACAGCCUGA
This is a messenger RNA of Tupaia belangeri chinensis (Chinese tree shrew), 378 nucleotides long. Its product is annotated as membrane-spanning 4-domains subfamily A member 7. The record is from RefSeq and is a predicted model, not a curated record. NCBI's taxonomy places the organism in Eukaryota, Metazoa, Chordata, Mammalia, Scandentia, Tupaiidae. Bases 1 to 378 code for a protein of 125 amino acids. The transcript has 3 exons.